AUGGCUUUAAUGCACUCCUUUCUCCGACAGCAUCAUGGGGACAUGGAUCCAAUGGAAACAGUCAUGUAUGGGCCAUCAACUUCCAAUCAAGUAUGUGUACUUUUUUAUGUGAUGCAGUGUUUUUCUCGCACCAAAGUACUUGAACGUGUGUGAAAAUGUCCUACCCUUUGACGUUCUUGGUAAUUAAAACUUGAAACUCCGUCAGGACAUGAUGAAUUCCAAACCUACAAGGUUCCUUGAUUUAUACACUCUUAUUAGGGAACUACUUAAACUUCCUUGUCUAAAGCUUGUCUUAAGUUCAAAGAGCAUCCAAAAGUCAAUUAAAAUAGAUUCUGCCAGGUGUGCUGUAGGUACUUCCGAGAGUGUGUACUGAGCAACAUUGCUGUAGCUGAGAAUGAGUAACAUUUGUACACUGCUUGACCCAUAAAAUAACAAAGACAAGAAAAGAUACAAUCUGAACAAGGUGGCUGGUAAGGAGUGUUCAGUUGUAUCGACUGAAAACGAUAAUUUUACUUUUCCUCUCAACCUCAAAAGCUUACAAAUGUUGUAACCUGAGAUGAGGCUCUAUUUUCGUUUCGCUUUGUAAAUAACAUUCCGGCAUGCCAGCCUAAAAAAAAGAGAGCCUGAUACAAACCUUCUACGAAACGUCUACCACCCACUUUUUUGAUUGAUUGACAUUUGCUGAAUCAGCCAACCAAAAUUACUUUGGAUCCAUUGCUUGUUCCUUUAGUAUGCAAAAUUUUUCGGACUCGCUGACUUAAAAAAAUAGCUUUUAUCUUUUAAUUUUUUCAACUUGAAAUAAAACAGUCAGCACAAUCACAUUUAACUUCUUGCGAGAUUAAAGGAGAUCUCGAAGGUUAUUUCUGUUGGCAUAGAAGAUAAAAAGUUUUCAAAAAGAUGGUGACACGAUGUUCUAGUUUUAGUAUUUUGGCUAUAGCUAGGUACGCUCAAUUUUUAAAAUACGGAAAUUUUUUAUUUUUCUCUUGCCUUUAUAUUUUUCCCGGCAGUUUUCUCUGUUUUUCAGUACAUAAAUCUUUAAAAAUUUUGGAGAAAUAUGUCAUAAACUUUUUCAAAGGAUAUAUAAAUUAUCUCAGAGCAAACCAAAUGAGUUCUCAAGUGCAUUUGAUUUAGCUGAUUUAGUCCCGUGACUACACUUGCAAUUUGCAAAACGUCUUAAUCAAUUUUUUAUAAAUCCAGGUAGCCUGUGUACAGACGUCCCCUCUCCCUCAGGAAAAAUCGGGAGAGGAGACGUCUGUGAAUCGCCGUCGUUAAUCGUGUUCCGGUAUACAUUUGCAUAAAUUAUAUUUUUGUUCUUUCGCUGACAGUUGAAAAGGCACAUGUAGGUCGAAAAAUAGCUCUGGCGUUUGUGCACAGGCUACCAGAACAUCUUCACGCAAUGUCCACCCAAAAUCCAGAUAUAAGAUCUAUGAUUAAAGUUAAGCCAGGUCAAGCGUACCUCCCAAGAUGCCAUUAAUGUAUUUAUUAUUCGAAAGUUGAACCGUUGGUAGUUGUAGAUUUCAGAUUCAUCUCUCUGUGCAUUCUUGCAUGCGUAAUGAGCUGUGAAUUCACACACGAUUCAGUUACGAAAUUUCUACCAGCUCAAUUUCCCUGAAUUUGAUGUAAAUGUCUUCUAAGACAUUUAAUCCAUUCAAAGAUUGUUAAUCUGACCAAAUGCAGUGAGGUUCUCUUAAAAUCUUCGCUGCUCAUUGCGCAUACAGGAAUGCCAAUUUAAAUUUGACACCAGUUACGGGAACGAUUAACGGAUUCAUUUUUUCAAAUAAUCAAUUCAUUAAUAUAAUCUUUUGGGGUAAGUUUGACCUGUCUUGGCUGUUAACGUUCGAUUUUGUAUGCCUUCUCUUUUAUUUACAAUACCGCAACCGGUGCAGCAAACAUCGGUGGUCUUAACUUCUCAUGCCUUUUCGAGAGAUCCGAAAUACAAAUACCGGUAAAAAAAAUGUGAAUGUCCUCAGAGGCUCAACUUUUCCCCCGGGGAAUCUAUUCUGAGGUUCAUUCACCAAUCACGACACCGGAAAUUAUUUGCGUCAUGGCAUUAACAUUACAACCAAUGAGAGGCUGUCCCCAACAUUUCGGGGAAACCGGAACACGAUUAUCGUCGGCGAUUCACAGAUGUCUCCUCUCCCGAUUUUUCCUGAGGGAGGGGGGACGUCUGUACACAGGCUAAAAUCCAGGUUAAUAUUAUAUGCCAUUUUGGAAAGACGAAACAACACUACUAUAACUGCAUUUUCAACUGACCUAUAAACAAAACAAAAAACAAUAUUACAAACACAUUUUCUAGUUCUCCUUAGUUGUGUUGUUGUUUUACUGCAGGUGUGAAAAUCUCGCUAAAUAUAUCAAUCGAAGCUAAUAAACAGCAAACAGCCAACAAGCGAGGACACUAGAUUUCCUGGUUUAUUUGUUUACAAAAAGCGAAGGCAAACAAUAAGUCUGUUACAUUAAGACUAGCAGCACUACAUGUAGCUAGUAAUAAUGCCACCAAAAAUUCCUUGAUGCCAUAUUUUUCGUCUGACAGUUGGUGAUUUCAUAGUUUCACCAUUUCACAGUUGGAGGUUUCUUUCGCAGUGAGCCUCCGCUUGCGUACUCCAUUCAGACAAGUCACUCCCGGCUAAACGUUCAAAUGAAACCAGUUUUAAGAUGGACAGUAUUUUGAUUUGCACUUGUUUGUUGGUAAAUCAAAAGGCACCUUGUUCGUGGUCAACAACUUGCAGAGGGAUUUAACUCCACGAUACACUUACAUUAGUUCCUUAAAUAAAGUAAAAUCCUGAGAAGGUAUGAACAACCAUCUGAAUUUUCAGAAUAUCCAUAGCACAUAUUAAGGCAUAUUUUCCUUCCAUAAGACCACAAAACAAUAAAAAAAAAAAACACCAAAAUCCUUCUCUCCGCCAACGGCGAAGCGCUUCCAACUUCCGUUGAUUCCAACAGACAAUCAGAUCCUGUAGCAUUGCUCUAACAGCCAGUUAGCGUUGCGGCCAAAAUCUGGCCGCAGUGAGCACAAACUUGUGAGAUUUUGUAUCAGGCUUAACUUUUAGCAGUAGCCACUAGAGAGAAUGUAUGAGAACCGCUAAAAUUGGGCCUGAUCUCAGGUUACAAAUGUUGAGACUUUAAACAUAAAGCUAAUUAAGCUAGCAAUUUUCUGGGAGAUAUUGUAAAAUCUGGGGAAAAAUUCCAUCUUGGGACCUUAGAGAGUGGAACCUUACCUUUGAGGAUGUGCAUGAGGUGUAUAUCAGCAAUUGUAGACAAAAACUGUACACACCAAUAUAGCAUUUAACACAGUGGCGUAAGUGGGUUGUAAAUAGAUGCUGAGUGAAUGUAAGUAAGACAAUUCCCCUAACAGUAUUUAAAAAAGUCGUAGAGUACUGGCAUUAUGCUUAUUAUGUAUAUUAUCUGCCACAGUUUUGCCGGGUUGUUGAUUUUUUUUGUCGUUGUGUACUUGAAUACCAACUUUAGAUUGAACUGUGGUGGAAAGAGCUCCAUGAGAGGCUUGAACAAUUUUUCAAGUUUUCCUUUUAA
Porites evermanni is the source of this 3528-nucleotide messenger RNA. NCBI's taxonomy places the organism in Eukaryota, Metazoa, Cnidaria, Anthozoa, Scleractinia, Poritidae. The record is from the annotation of a GenBank genome assembly.